This is a messenger RNA of Parnassius apollo (apollo), 3384 nucleotides long. The record is from the annotation of a GenBank genome assembly. NCBI's taxonomy places the organism in Eukaryota, Metazoa, Arthropoda, Insecta, Lepidoptera, Papilionidae.
AUGGAUGAUGAAUAUGUACAGUUUUCCCCAAAAGCGUCUCAAUACAAUAAAGGCCCCAAAAAGUGUCCAUUUAAGAAAAGCCCAGAGAAGUUAACAUUUACUGGUAACUUUACACCAUGGCAUCAGCAAUUUUAUAUAUCUAAAGCAGAACAACGUAAUAGUUUGCGCUUAGAUAUUUUGAACACUGUGAUGAAGAAAACUGAGUCGAAAAUGUCUCAACAAAAGGCUGUGGAGAAUUUUCCAGACGAUAACCCUUUAUAUGAGGACCCGAAAGAUUUAUUAGUGAAUCGAUCAGCAAAGCCUCCUCGAAAGAAGAAAAUGCAUGCUAACUCAUAUGCUGGCAAAGAAGGGAAAGCGUUACUCAAGGAGCAAAAGAAGAAACUUAGCAAAAAGUAUGAAGGUCUUAUAACUGCCCUAAUGGAUAGAUGUGAAGAGAAUGUUGUUGCAAUAUCUGAAAAAGAUGCUCACAUAGCAAAAUUAAAAGAAAAGCUAAAAGCUGUCUUAGAAUAUAAUAAACUUUUCGCCAGUGAAAAUGACCGUCUUAAGUGCGAACAUGCAACUCUAGUCAAGUAUGCUGAAGAGUGUAAAAGAGUGAUUAAAGAAGAAAGGGAGAGAAACGUCGAUUUGCAGAGCAAAUGCAAGAAUUUGCAGGAGAGAGUGAAACAAUUUGAAAUACCUGAUAAAGAACAUUCCGAGCCCUCCACAGCCAUUCCCCUAGUCGAAGUAUGCAUGAACUGCAGCAGCAGACAGAUCGUGUUAAACCAAGCCCGCGAUCAUAAUUCUCGCCUGCAGAAAGAUAUGCAAGCUCUUAAGGAUGUAUUGUACAGGCUAAACGUGCAGCUCUCCCGCUACCAAGAGAAAUUACGCAGCAACGCACCAACUUUAUCCACAGAUAACAAAGCCACGAACAAGUACGAAUGCUUGGAUUCACUCAUCACCGCCAGUCUGGGGCACAAACGAGAAUCUGGAAUCGAAGAUUCUGCAGCAAAGAAAGAAAAUCACGAAGAAAGCCACACGAGACUUGUAGAUUUAUCCGGAUUGCUGAGCGCACAAGCAUUAGCACCUCUAUUUGACGCAUAUCAAGAAAACCUUCAAGAAAAAGACAAUCUUAUUUUAGACUACGAAAAGCAAUUUGAGAAUAUGAACAAGAAAUCUAAACAAGUAAUUAGUGAAAAUAAAUCUUUAAGCGACAAAGUCGAGGCUUUAGAAAACGAGCUGCAGCAUGUGAGACAGAGCUAUAAGAGAAUCGUAGUGGAUAAAGAGACGGCAGAUAUUGAAAAGGCGACUUUGACCGAAAGGGCAGAGCGAGCAGAGUCUAAGUUAAAAGAAGUAUAUGAGUUGUAUGAAGAUAAAAUGGCAGCAAUGAUCCGCGACUACGAAACGGUUCAUCGUGAGUACUUCGCCGUGAAAAAUGCUCUGGAAGCUUCUGCCGGGAAGAUAACUCAACUGGAUGCGAUGCGUGCCAGGACUGUACCAGCUGAUUUGCACGAGCGAAGAUUGGACCAUUGCAAACGGUUACUAGAAGAGCUAAAACAUCAGUACUCGAUGGAAAACGAGCGGAAGACAGAACAAUUAAAGAAGCUACAAGACGAUUUUCGGAGCACAGAGGAGAAGUAUAAUAAGAUUUGUCAAGAACAUGAGGCUGUAAAGGAAGAGUUGCGAACCGCUUUAAAAAAUGUCAGAUUAUACCGCCGGGCUGCUGUAAUAUUUCGGCAUCGAGCCCGCACGGCUGCGGCUACAGCGACCCGGGUGCGUCGCUCUGUACGCACCAAACGCACCAAUAACGAGCCCUUACGACACGCACUGUACGCACUCGACAUGAUCAAGAAUGAGAUAAAGACAGUCAAAUCUCGCGCAUACACAUCUCUCGAAGAAUUGGAGCGUCGCAUAGUGGAACAAGAGAAGCGAGCAGCUCACGCCCAGGCUGAGUACCGGCGGGAGCUGGAGAGAGCCUCCCUCGCAUUGGAACACAAGGAGGGCAUCAUUAGGAGCCUUAUUGACAAGGUGGCUGAUGUAGAAGAAGUGAGGUUGAGUCAAACCAACACCCACCGUCUGCAAGGCAUUGUGAUGGAUUCAUCGUCAGAAUCAGCUUCAGCAAAGGAUAAAGAAAAGAAACAAUCUAAAGCUCCUGUCAAACUAGUCCCGGUUUCAGGCGGCUAUUUUCAAGAGAAAGAAAGAAAAGGGAAAACAUUUUUGAAGAUGAUACUAAUAACGAUCGGUUUAUCACUAGCUCUAUUAAGUUGUGGACGAGCCCAAAACCCUAAUUGCGACUAUAGUCAGUAUGUACAACCAAACCGAGUGUACUACGUCUAUAGUCCAAACUAUCCUGGCAACUAUUCCGCUGGGGUUCAGUGCAGGUGGAUAAUGGUUUGUCCAAUAGGAUACAACUGUCAGCUGGACUGCUCCGAGAUUAAUUUACCUGAGUCUCCUUCGUGUUAUAUGGACCGGCUCCUCCUGUCAAGAAAUGGAGACCCCCAAUUAGCGUCAGCAGAGUACUACUGCGGUCGUGGCACAUUAAAUGUGAAGUCAAAUGAGCGGAGACUAUCCUUAGGUCUGAUUUCAUCGAACCAGAGUCCUGGCGGUCGGUUCUAUUGUGAGCUGAGGGCAAGGCCUGCUACAAUCAGCCCGACGAGAUGUAGAUGCGGUUACAAAAAACUGAACCGUAUUGUAGGCGGUCAAGAAACAGGUGUAAACGAGUACCCGAUGAUGGCGGGAGUCAUAUAUGUGGACCUCCGUAGUAUCAAGUGCGGUGCUGUCAUCAUUAGCAACCGGCGCGUGAUGAGCGCCGCGCAUUGUGUCAUCAGGAAGACGGCCAGGGAGCUGGGCGUUGUGGUUGGCGAACACAACGUAAAUGUUGGCGAUUCACCAGCAACGCAAGUAUUCAGGGUUACUAAUAUCAACAUCCACCCGCAGUACACGGAGGCCAACUAUGAUUACGACGUAUCGAUACUGACUGUGGAGCGGGAGAUUGUGUUCAGCGACCGCGUCGGUCCAGUCUGCUUGCCUUUCAAGUUUCUUACUAGAGACUUCACUGGAGCUAAACUUACUGUAUUAGGUUGGGGCACUUUGUUCCCCGGUGGUCCGACGUCCUCGACCCUACAGAAAGUGGAUGUAGACGUGAUCAGUCAACCUGCAUGCCGGCGCAGCGUGCCAUCGGUCACGCCGCGACAAAUUUGCACCUACACUCCGGGGAAAGACUCCUGUCAGGACGACUCCGGCGGGCCGUUGCUGUACACGGACCCGUCCAACGGGCUGCUGUACAGCGUAGGCAUCGUCAGCUACGGCGCGUUCUGCGCGUCCGGCGAGCCCGCCGUCAACGCGCGCGUCACCACGCUCCUGCGCUGGAUACUCACGACCGCUAACGACGAUUACUGCAGGAUAUGA